Molecule: messenger RNA, 810 nt
Organism: Clonostachys rhizophaga
Lineage: Eukaryota; Fungi; Ascomycota; Sordariomycetes; Hypocreales; Bionectriaceae
Source: the annotation of a GenBank genome assembly
AUGGGCGACAAGUCGCGUCCGCACGCGAAGUUGGAAAUCUACCCUCGAUACUGCUUUGAUCUCGCGCCAACACACAACAAAUGGUGCUUUCUACGCGCAGCUGAUAUCAAACGUCUAAAGCAGCCAAAGGACUAUCAAGGUCAGGAUUAUUACUUUUAUAAGAAUCUCCCCAUAAGAUGGGUGCGCAUCGUUGGAUUGGUGGUUGCGAUUGAUGAUAUUCCCAAACGACGUAUUUUUACGAUUGAUGACAGCAGCGGUGUCUGCCUUGAAGCAGUGCUCAAGAUCACAAGCCCGCCGGCAGGAUCAACCACCAGUCUAGCAAUCAAGCCAGACCUGUCUAAGGAUACGGCCCAGAAGCAAGAUAAAGGGGCUGAUGGGGCAGGAAAUCAACCGAAGGGGCCGAAGAGUCCCUAUGACGGGAUCGAUGUUGGAACCAUUAUGGAUAUCAAGGGUUGUCUCACUACCUUUCGAGACGAGAAACAAAUCAACGUUGAAAAGAUGCAGCCGGUAAAAAGCACGAUGCAGGAGGUUUCGUUAUGGGAGAAGCGAGAGGCAUUUCGCCUUGACAUUCUGAGCAAACCGUGGACUUUGAGCAGGGAAUGUAUCAAGAAGUGCCAACGGCGUGCCACGCGGUCAGCAGAGGCAUCGAAAAAGAAGCGAGUCAAGGAAGAAUCGUCACGUGGACGGGGCGCAUCUUCUACGAACGAUCACAAACCAAACAAACGCCCUGCCAAGGAGAAUGGUGUUGAUGUUGCCGCCUUUAUACGGGAGGGCGGUGCGAAGGGGAAAUUUGGUGCUUUGGGCUUGUAG